UUCCAGGAAACGUUGGUGUGCAAAGUUUUGAGUUUUUCCGCGGUGACUGUGGCCACUUACUUUCUAUAACUAGCGCAUUGUAUAUUCUUAAACCAUCAUGAGGCGAACGAGAGCAUCGAGAAACAAAAGUCAGGGCGCAGAAGAUAACGAGGAAAGUCGUUUAAAAACAGUGUGGCAGUGGAAGGGUGAUGAAGGGCAGUGGGAACCAUAUUCUCCUUCAGCGUGUGCUGUGUUGGACUCGGCCGUCUCCUCAGGACAAACCUCCGUCGCUCUGACCCUUGGCGGUGGUGUGGACUACGACGUCGACCUGAAGAAGAUGGUCCAGAUUAAUCCUGUCACUAAAUACAAGAGGAAUAUUCGCUCUCAGACAGUGAAACCAGAAAGUUCGAAUGAAGUUAGUGCCUCGAGUGCUUCCAAUGAGACGGCAGCUCCAGUUAAAGAGGAGGACAAAGAGGGGGAGGAAGAGGAGAAACCUGCUGCUAAGAGGAAGAGAGGGCAAAGUAACCGUCAGACUGAAACUGAAAAAAAGCCCAAAGAGGAGAUAAAAAGUGAAGAAGUUGUGAGGACGGUGGUCAUGAAGGGCAAAGCUCCAGUUGACCCUGAAUGCAAAGCCAAACUUGGAAAGGCUCAUGUUUACUGUGAAGGAAAUGAUGUUUAUGAUGUCAUGUUAAAUCAGACAAAUCUACAAUUUAACAACAACAAAUAUUACCUAAUCCAGCUUCUGGAAGACGACAGCGCCAAGGUUUACAGUGUAUGGAUGAGAUGGGGCAGAGUGGGCAAAGUGGGUCAAAACAGCCUUACCCCCUGUGGUGGAGAUCUGCUGAAAGCCAAAAAUUUCUUCACAAAAAAGUUUUUGGACAAGACCAAGAAUGAGUGGGAACAGCGGGCCAGUUUUGACAAAGUCGCUGGAAAAUAUGACAUGGUGUUUGUGGACUACAGUACAAAUGAAAAGGAGGAGGAGAAGGAGGAGGUGAGCACUGUGGCCAAAAAGGUCUCCAAGCUGGAUGUGAAGGUCAAGUCUCUUCUAGAGCUCAUCUGUGACCUUAAAGCUAUGGAGGAGUGUGUGCUGGAGAUGAAGUUUGAUACUCGUAAAGCUCCUCUUGGUAAACUGAAAUCAGACCAGAUCCGUGCAGGCUACACUGCACUGAAGACAAUCGAAGAGUGUUUGAAGAAGAAGGGCAGCAAUCGUGAGCUGCUGGAGGCAUGCAACCUGUUCUACACCCGCAUCCCUCAUGACUUUGGGUUGAAAACUCCCCCAAUCAUCCGAACAGAGGAAGAACUGAAGAAAAAAAUUGCACUGUUGGAGGCACUAAGUGACAUUCAGAUAGCAGUGAAAAUGGUCCAGUCUAGCAGAGGAGGUGACGAAAAUCCUAUAGACAGACAGUACAGCUCCCUCCAGUGUCAACUGCAGCCUCUGGACUCCAGCAGCCAUGAGUUCAAGUUGAUAGAGCAGUAUCUGCAGUCCACUCACGCCCCCACCCAUCAGGACUACACCAUGACCGUCCUCGACAUCUUCUCAGUGGACAGAGAAGGGGAGAGCAAGAACUUCCUCUCAAAGUUACACAACAGGACUCUACUGUGGCACGGUUCCCGUCUGUCUAACUGGGUCGGAAUUCUCAGCCAGGGCCUCAGAGUGGCUCCACCUGAAGCUCCUGUCACUGGAUACAUGUUUGGUAAAGGAAUCUACUUUGCUGACAUGUCAUCAAAAAGCGCCAACUACUGCUUCGCCAAUCAGCAUAAUCAUGUUGGACUGUUGCUGCUGUGUGAGGUGGCACUGGGAGACUGUCACGAGCUGCUGGACGCUGACUACGCGGCGGAUAUUCUGCCUGCUGGGAAACACAGCACUAAGGGCCUGGGACAGACCGGCCCUGACCCCAAAAACUCUGUCACACAUAAUGGUGUGACGGUGCCGAUGGGCCCUGGAGUGAAGACGAGAGUGAGGAAUAACAGCGGUUACUCUCUCCUCUAUAACGAGUUUGUUGUUUACAACCCUGCCCAGACUCGCAUGAGGUACCUGCUGCGGAUCAAGUUCAACUACUCUUCACUGUGGUGAGGUCUGAUGUACACUGACAUUUACAGGGGAAUUUCCUCUCCAUGAAACAAGGAAGAUGCGUCACUCAGUCAGAAGCGGUUCUUGUUUUGGGGGGAUGGGAUGUUAAAUCUGAACACGCUGCUGGUGCCGAAUGGAUAAUGGUAAUGGUUGCUCUCUAUGUGAUGGAAAACCUUAAACAAAUGGUUUAAGACCAAUUAGGUGGCGAACAGAAAAUUAAUCAACUGUUUUGAUAAUUUGUUUCGAAAAUGCAUUUUUCUUGUCCAUAUCUGAUGUUUUACUGAAUAUCUUUGGUUGUAAAUCUGUUGCCAAUACAAAACAAGAUACAAAAAAUUAUUUCUACUGUAUGUGUCGCUGAUAUUUUUCACAGUUGUCUGACGUCACAGGAGUGAACAGCAAAACAAAAACCAAAAAGCUUCCACUGUUUUCUGCUGAGGUUUGAAAUAUGCAUCAUGUAGCGUUUUUUUCUCUUGUGUUGCUUUAUAUAUUUAAACAUUCUCUUAUUAAUAAAACUAAGAAAUGCA
Messenger RNA from Solea senegalensis (Senegalese sole), 2574 nucleotides. RefSeq names its product poly (ADP-ribose) polymerase 2 (gene parp2). Bases 98 to 2053 code for a protein of 651 amino acids. The transcript has 17 exons. Gene Ontology annotation, molecular function: zinc ion binding; NAD+ poly-ADP-ribosyltransferase activity. The record is from RefSeq and is a predicted model, not a curated record. NCBI's taxonomy places the organism in Eukaryota, Metazoa, Chordata, Actinopteri, Pleuronectiformes, Soleidae.